ACACACGACUUCAGUUGAGAUUUGAAAACCCCAGCGACGGCUUGAAAGAGGAACAUGGGAUGGGAAUGUCACAUAUACCGGAAGCUCAGGUACUCCUCCAACCCUAAUUGUAUCAAUCCUCUUCUGUAUCAAUCUCAGAUUCUUCAUCUCUGUUCCUCUCCUAAGACCCUAAAUUUUUCUGGAGAUUCUUGCUCUUGUGAAUCCUGUGUUCGAAGCAAUUGCAGUCGUAAAUUUGAUGCCGACGGCAGUGAUUAUUUUUCGCGCAUUCUUUGCAGAAAGGAUCCAAAUUUGAAUAGAUCAAGUUCAAUCUCUUCUCUGAAUCUAACAUUUUUAUUAUAUCUACGUCCAGAAAAUGGAGUGUGCAGUAGAAAUGCCAACUCUGGAAUCAGUGGUAGAUACUUUGUCUCUAAGCUUGCAGAUCUGGGUCCCGUUAGUAGUGCUUCCCGAUCGUUUUCCACGUCUUCUAUAGGCGUUUCUCCUUCACAGGAGCCACUGGAAAGUUCAAUUUCUAGUGAAACUCAUAGUCUAGCGGAGUGUUGGAUAGGUGCUCGUGGUAAGUCCCAAGUGAGUAGAAAAAACUUUGAUCGUCAAACAAGUAGAGGAAAUGUCAAGCGUCAACCAACUAGAUGGAAACCGAGCCAAGAAGUGAUCGAAAUUGUUGAGUUGGUUAAACGAGGGGAAGACCAUAUGAAAUCGAAGCUCAGUCAGAGGAGUGGAAAAAUAUCCCCUACAUUGCUUUGUGAGGUUCUCGAGGUCUUGAACUCAAAUAGAGUUCCGGCUCUACAUUUCUUCAAUUGGGUUAGAGAUGCUCAGCCUGAAAUGAACUGUAAUUCUCAAAUUUGGAGCCUGAUUAUUUCUAAUCUUGGUGGCUUGAAAAACUAUGAUUCUAUGCUUCUUUUGUUGAAAGUUCUUUCAGAGAAGAGGAUUUGUCUCACAGAAAGGGCAUUUGGGUUUCUGCCUGUUUUUCGGAAGGAUAGGGCUUCAGUUAGGAGCUCUGUCAAAAGAGUGAUAGAUAUAUUAACUGAAGUUGGAGGCUCAUGUUGUCGGUCUGGCACUUAUGCCCUGAUUAAGAAGCUAUGUACUUCGAAUGCCUUUGACAUGGCAACCUUUGUGAUGGAGGAGACAGCUAAGAAGACAUCUUAUUACAACAUCAUGAUUUGGGCUAAGUGUAGAAGUGGCAAUUUUCAAGCAGCACUGGAUAUACUAGAUCAGAUUAGGAAUUUUGGUUGUGACCCAAAUGCCAACUCUUAUAAUUACUUGCUCGGUGGGCUCUGCAAGAAUGGAAGUAUUGUUGAGGCUUGCAAUCUGCUUAAUGCAAUGGAAGAAUCGGGUUAUAUUCGAGAUCCUGUAACCUUUGAAGUGCUUGUGUAUCAUGCAUGUAGACUUCAAAGGUUGGAUUUUGCAAUAGAGUUCCUUAAUCAGAUGAUGUUGUGUGGUCUGGAACCUCGUCUCACGACACAUGCUGCCUUCAUCAAAGGCUACUUUAAUGAUGAAAGAUUCCAGGAGGCUCAUAGAUAUGUCGUGGAUAUGAGUAACAGGUACAAAUCUUCUGCCAAUGAGAGUUACAGCCUGCUCGCAAGCCUUCAUCAGCAGAAAGGGUACGUUGUUGAAGCCCGAGAGAUUCUCGUUGAAAUGAUUGAGAAGGGUCUGAAGCCCAACUUUCCCAUUUUCAAGAAAGUAAAGAAGGAUCUUUCUAAGUUACGGAUGGCAGAUUUGGCUGCAGAUUUAGAGAGCAGAUUCUCAAAGUUCCAGUCCAGAACAAAAACUGGUUAAAUCUGUUCUCGGGAGAGUAGUAUGUUCUUAUCUACCUAUCAGCCAAUUGGUUGGUAUCAAUUAGGCUUUCCAGGAAUACAUGCUGGUGAAUGAAGCAAUUUCUCUUCAAAUGGUUGGAUUGACAUUCUGGUGAGUUAGAUGAGUUUGCUAUUGCAAUAAUCUGGAAAAUUCAUUUUCCUCUACUUCUGCUAUUUGUUUGCUCAUCAAAUUGGUUCUUCUGUUGUUGUCAGUAGAAAAUAGGUAACUGAAUACCAGUAUUUGUUAAAUUGAGUAUUUAAUCUGGUGGCCAUUUUUGUGAUAAAAAUUGAAGGCUAUCAGUUAGUUAUAAGAUUGUUCUCCCCUUUGUAUUUAA
Macadamia integrifolia is the source of this 2125-nucleotide messenger RNA. RefSeq names its product pentatricopeptide repeat-containing protein At3g14580, mitochondrial-like. Bases 55 to 1773 code for a protein of 572 amino acids. Lineage: Eukaryota; Viridiplantae; Streptophyta; Magnoliopsida; Proteales; Proteaceae. The record is from RefSeq and is a predicted model, not a curated record. The transcript is spliced from 2 exons. Gene Ontology annotation, molecular function: protein binding.